Betta splendens (Siamese fighting fish) is the source of this 7728-nucleotide messenger RNA. RefSeq names its product LTO1 maturation factor of ABCE1 (gene lto1). Bases 109 to 534 code for a protein of 141 amino acids. The transcript has 5 exons. The record is from RefSeq and is a predicted model, not a curated record. NCBI's taxonomy places the organism in Eukaryota, Metazoa, Chordata, Actinopteri, Anabantiformes, Osphronemidae.
UACAACCAAUAAGGGUCAUGAUCAGCGUGUUGUCUACGGCUGCUGUUUAUAUACGUUAGUACAGCUCGCGACAUAAUAUUAUAUCAUACGUGUGUAAAAUAAGUGAAGAUGAAUCGCGGGUCUGGCAGUGAAGACAUGUUCGACACUAUUGUUAUGGCGGAUGAACGGUUCCGGGGGGAGGGUUACCAACAGGGCUUUGAGAGGGGCACGCACCGCGGCCUGCACGACGGCCGUCGACACGGUGCUUCUCACGGCGCCAAGCUGUCCGCUGAGGUGUCCUUCUACCAUGGAUUUGCAGUUACUUGGAAAUGUCUUCUUCAACAUAACACAGAUGACAAAUCCAGGAAACGUGUUAAAGCUCUAGACGCUGUCUUGGGUUUGAUCCAGAACUGUCCUCUUGAUGACCCGCAGUCUGUCAAGCUACAAGAGGACAUGGAUAAGCUUCGAGCCAAGUUCAGACAGAUUUGCUCAAUGCUCAGUGUCCCAACUGACUUCAAGAAUUACAUCAAAACCUCUGAGGGGACAUCUUUCUGAAUCUCUGCUGAAGAUGUGGCAAUGCGCCGGUUUCUGUGCCCCAGCCAGAAGAAUGGGAAGUUGCCCUGAGGCCACAGCCCUGACGUCUUGGUUCAUGUCAGGGUCUGGACACUCUAGAGUGGGUAUUGCCUUCACGUUUUGAGGUGUAAUGUGCAAUUGCUCUAGUUCCAGUGUGACCCAUGCACGGGAGAGAGAUGGUGUUUCCGUGGGUGAGAGGAAUUAUUGUAGCGAUUCAUUGUGUGAGACGCAGUGUGAAACCAAGAACCGUGCAGACAAAAGUUCGGAAGUGUGCUCUCUGAAGUGUUUGCCCUCUUAAAGGUGUCACAUAACAUUUGAGAAGAUAAAACCUGUAACAUACUACUACUUUUGUCUAUGGAUUACUGACAAAUUAUGGUAUUUCUUCUACCGUAGCUUUAGUAAAGGACUUGCAGUAAAUGAGUGAACACAAACUGCAUUGUUGACUAAUGCAUAAUUUUCACUAAUACGUCAUUUUGACAGAUCAAUUUUAGGCAAGUAUCCAGUGUCUGUCAUAUAAGGUGACAUUGUUGCAUACAGUAUUUUCUUACAGUAUAUCUUUUCCUCAGCGCAGUUAAGCAUCAGACUAUAAAUUGAUAUUUUAUAAAGCAUCAGGUUUAUAGUGAAGUGAAGAAGUGAGUGAAUUGGAUUUUCAGACCUACCAGGAACGGGUCCCUGUACAAACUGAACAUAAUGACAAGCUGCGCCUCUUUCACAUACAUAUACAGUCACAUUGGAUUCUGUUAGAACCUGUACCAAUGUUUGUAAAGUCCUAAAUUUCUACAGAAUUUAUAACAGGGCUGCUGUUGCGGUGUUUACAAAUCACGUCCUGGGUUUGACUCCAGGGUCAUCCAGGUGUCAGACCAGGAGGUGCCUUUCUAGUUUUCCUCCCACAGUCCAAAGACAUGUAUUUAGUUUGAUUGUACCCUGCUUUUGACCUGACUGUCAGCUGAGAGGUAUACAGGAGUAAGGCUAUGACAGUGAGUGAGGGAGGUUGUCACAGCAAAAACACCUGAGGUCGUGGGUGGCAACAACUACAAAUCAUAAUGAAAAGUGCUGAUCAGUGUUUGUAUUAAAAACAAAAAAGUAAUAAAAAUGAAAAAAAUAAAUAUAUACAACAUAUAAAUGUUUUUGUGGUAGCAGUAACUGCUGUAAAUAAUUUAGAAGAAAAAAAGCCUUUUAUCAUCAAACUUGCUACAAUGGCACAACAAAAUUGGUCCUGUGCAUUUACUUUGUCCCCUGGAUCGGUGGGCUGCCAUGCAAGGCCCAGGGUGCGGCGUGUCUCACUUUGAGUUAGUGGACUUACCAGCCCACUGGUGUUUUAAUAUACAAGCUGACUGUUUGGCUACAUCGGCUUUAUUUUCUGCAGCCUUUCAGCCUCAUACUGUGCCCAGCAAGCUGGGAUGAACCUUGUGCACUACAUUGCUAAUGCCACUAGGUGGAGACAAUGAUGUGGCUGAUUGGUGUACAAGAAAAAAAUCUGUAAAGAGGUGUCAGUAUUGGCACACACCCAAAAUAAAGGACUAAUAAAGGACUGGGAUCUUAGUCAAAAAGCUUGCUGAGGACAUGCUUAAUUUCUGUUUUUAGUUGUUUUUCUGAACCUUUUGGUGCCUCCCAACAUCAUCUUGAUUGCAUUAUUUUGCCAGCAGUUUUCAGUUUAGCGGGCACAUAUACUUACAGUAGUAGGACAUUGGUUGUAUGAAUACUUUGUUGACUGGUGGAGUUGUACCAUCCACAGUUUGUCUUUGAGCCAUAAAGGAACAAAGAUGAAUAUGAGGUUGUAACAGAAUGUAAUGAUUGUUUAUUAUACACAGACACACACUUGUCUGUAAUGAGAGCAGGUGCUUUGGUGUUGGUGAUUAAACAUUGUACAGGCUUUUAGAUGAUGCUCCUGCUGGUAGAGAGAAAUUUCAAACCCCCGCUCCAACAUAGAAUAAAACCAGGUCACGAAUCUAUGCCACUAGGAGUGAAUGUACAUAGAGUUUACAUGCUGCCGCUUUGUCCUCACACACCACACGCUUCACAACAAUAGCAUUAGGAGGCACCAGGGACAACCAAAGGGAGUUUUUCAGCCUUUGUCAGUCAGCCCGCUUUUUUUCCACGUCCAAACUCACACUGACAAUAACCCGACAGCACGGCGUGUGUGUGUGUGUGUAGGGUACAGUAGCAGCUGGUUUAUGCAGUGUCAGGCAGCAGGUGAACGCUGUCUUCUAGUCGGCAGCUUCUGAAAGCAAACAGAGAAAAGAGAAAGAGGGAGGCAGGGGGAAGGAGGGGUGACAGGGGCCAAAUGAGAGAGGCUGCAUUCAGAUGAGUGUUUUAGAACAACUUGUACACUCUUAAAGUCAAAAAAAUCAAAGGACGAGACAGAGUGAAUGAUUCUCAAAUGAAGAAUCCAAAGAAGAGAAAAUGAAUGGAUCAAUUGUAGCAGCAGUGAAGUGUAGAGAAGGAAAAGGGGGAGAAAGGGUGAGGAGUUAGAGGAGGAGGAAUAGUAAUCAUAGGAGGAAAGGAAGGAGGAGAGAAAAAGGUGGAGAAAGAUGAGGAGGAAGAGUAGGAGGGAGAGGAGGAGGGACUGGGGUCUUUGAGAGAAUGUAGAGGAAUGUGGGGAGCAGGUGGUGAGUGGUGACAUGAAAAGCAGUGGUGACAAAUGCAGCCGGCCGGCCGGCCGGCAGCAGAAAAGGCCUCUGAAUGGAACGGUGGCAUUGGAUUUCACCACAAGCGCACCAAGAGGAGGCCGCGGGGGGGUGGUGUUGGUGGGUGUCCUCUGAGUCAACACACAUAGUUUAUACAAAAUGCUUUCCUUCAGCUGAAACCUGUAGUUACACCUACGGGGUCCAGGUCUGGACUUUAGCGUUAUGAUUUGUUGCAGUAGUGGAAACUGAGCGGUUCUUACUGCAGGAGCUCAUCCUGGUGCUUUCAGCUGCAUCAUAAGGACUUGGUGGUCUAUUGGUUUGCUCAGUUCGCUGAAUUCCCCAUGUAUUUGUCCUGUAAUGAGCAUGACAAAUGAGCAAGCGGUGUCUACUGGACAUGUGCUUAGAUGCAUCACAAAGAGCGAUAUAUGAAGGGCCCAGAACAGAACAGAACAGCAGAACUGGACGGGAACAGAGACGUCGCCUCCUCAACUCAGCCGUAGAACUUCUGUGAUUUCUGCUAAAAAACUGAGUUUUGACAUUUCUUCUACAGCAGAAAGUUGUAGCAUUAGUGUAGAUUAAGUAUUUCAUAUACCUUAUGUUGUAGAUAAGCUAAUGCUAAUGUGCUACUGCAAUAAUACAGCACCAGCAUCAAGCUGCUUAGUUUAUAACGCUGAUUGGCUGUGUCUGUGUGUCGUACUCAUACAACCAUCCAGCCACACUUCAUAUUUUCAGUUCAGCAUUUUGAGAUUGGAGAUAUGGACUUCAGCGUUAUAUAAAAGGAACAAACCAUGACCUAAGAUUUAUUCCAUUUGUACACUUUUAUAAUUUGAAAUGUUUAUAGCUCAAUACUCUCAACUGCUUUAAGAGAGUGGGAGAGUUAGAAUGUUACUGCAGGUUUGAGUUCUUGUUACACAGGUGCUUGUAUUGUCUCUGUCUUUCCUUUUAUGUUGUUCAUGUUGUUCCAUCGCAGUAGUGAAAUCAAAACAUAUGGUGAGAGAAAAAAAUGGAAUCGAAUAGAUGGUGUUAACGUUACUCUGACCUUUGACGACUUAGUUAGUUUUUAACUGAGUGAAAACAAGGAUGAAUCUGUCAUGUCAAUGCAACUCAAUGCAUGUUUUGGUCCAACCACAAAUACAACUGAAUCCUCCACCAUGUGAAGAUGAAAUAAAUAUAAACAUUCCUCAGCAAGAGAUGAAGAGACUGCCAUCAGUACCAAAUGUGAAAGCCAGCAUCCAUGCAGAGGCAUCAUCAGUACUGAGUGAGCUGCAGGUUUCAGAGCAUCAGAUGCUCCCAUUCACUCAGGUUUCUUUUAGGGAACAUCCUACACGCAUCAUGAUAACAUCAAAUCACAUUCUGCAAAUUCACACAGAAACUUUUGCCUCAAACAGUUAGUCACCUCAGUUCCCACACACUUCCAGGGUGUUGUCCAGGAAGAGGUGAUGUAGCACAGCCGUCAACAUGCGCCUAAAAAACACAUCUUUUCUCCUCUAGUUGAGCCUCCACAUGUGAUGUGCCUGCGUGGCGCUGUGGCGGGAGGUGUCAACAAAUCAACAUAAUCAAGAAGUACUGCAUGUGACGUCUCUUACAACAUGUCUAUGUGUGUGUGCUGUGGGUCUUUGUCUGCUGCUGGUUGAGCUGGCCCUGGCAGGCCUGUGGGAAAGGAUUAGUCUUUCACGCCUUUUUCUCCACACUGAAGCCCCAUCAAAGACAUUCCUUGCAUUACAAAUCAGUGAGUACUGUCUCUCACACACACGCACUCACACACACACCCACACACACGCAAAUACAAAUACUCCUGUUAAUCAUUAGUCAAACAAUAACUUUAGGGAUUCAGACAGAACUUUGUUGUUCUCUCUCUAACGAGAGGUCAGGACCAGAGCAAAAAGAAACCAAACCAGGAAAAUGAUCUCCAGUUAUAGUACGUGUGUGUGUGUGUGUGUGUGUGUGUGUGUGUGUGUGUGUGUGUGUGUGUGUGUGUGUGUGUGUGUGUGUGUGUCUGUGUCUGUUUGUCUGUUUGUGUGUGUGUGUGUGCCUUUUUGUGAGUUUAGCAAAUUGUGUGUUGCAUGUGUCUCAGCAUUUCAUUCCAAACUUUUUUUUUAACUUUUUCUCGUGGAAGUGCUUGUACAGUUCUGAAUUUUGAAUUCUGACUACUCAACAUAGAAAAUACCUAAAAUUAUAUUAUAAUGAUAUUAAUUGUGUGGUAUGUCAUAUAUCAGCUCUUUCUGAAUUUUUAGUUUCUGGGCAAUAAUGGGAAAAGAACACUUCUCAAGUGUUUCAAGAGAAUCUAAGUAACAAAUAGACACAAUUCAGCACUAUUCAGUUAAUUCACUCUUUUUGUAAGGUCCUUGUGCUGCCGGGCAGAUCAGGCAGUGAUACCUCAAGGAUGUAUCAGAAGGUCACCAGUCAUCUAAACCUGUGGCAGCUUCAUUUAAAUAAUUACACAAGAAAUUGCAUACAUGUGAUCUGCUACACCGUCAUAACCAAAUUCACCCAUAGUCAGGUUCCUAUACAUAUGUUUUCUUGUAGCUGGUUGGAGUCAGUGACUGCACACACGUGAGGACCAGAGACAUUAGAAGACAUUUCUGUAUUGCAUGUGUCAGAUGCCAUAGUGAGGAGACCAUCGUGAUUGUUUUAAAUGGCAUGCUGCAUCCCUGCAAAUGGAGCUACAGCAAAGUGAUGCAUUGCUAAUUCAGUUUUGUAUAUAAUGCAAUAUACAGUAAUCCAAUAUAUAUUUAGUGCCAAUCCUUUUUUAACAAUAAUAUACAUUUCAAAAAUCAUAUUCUGUGGUGAUAGAACAGACAACCAGUUUACCCAAGUCAUUCUAAUUCACGUUUUUAUUGUGUAGGCGACACAAAUAUGAAUACACUGUUGUUCCAGUUAGAAACAACUGGCAUGAAGUAGACACAACUGUGUAGAAUGAUUUGUAAAAACAGUCUAUGGCUUACCAAGCAUGACACUGAAUCUAUUUACAAACUCAAAUCAACUUAUUGACAGUUUGACAAUUGGAGCAAAAAGCGUUUUUCUUUUUUAUAAAUAUAAAAAGGGGGGAAAGGAAGAAGGGCCACAACGGGCCUGAAGGGGGGAUAAAAGUCUCAUUCACCGAGACAGCUUAACACUCAACAGAGUUAUACAUAUCCCAUUUUCUGUUAUGGCACCAGUAUCAAAGCAUGCCCUGGACUCUCUGGUUUCCAUCACGGAUGCUUCAUCUCAAGAACGUUUAACAGAGCUAUAGUGGGCACUGAACCCACAAGUAGAAUAGAAUAAAAACUAAACAAACAAAAAGACUAAAAAUUAGAAAUAGAUUUUGACUGUCACUUGAGGUAUUGUGGAUCAAAGCAUUUCUGUACAUCGUCUCAUUUUUCCUUUUUUUGGAAUAGUAUGGAGAAUCAUGUAAUUACAAACAAAAACUGAUCACAUAGAAUCUACAAAAACAUGAGGAUGUCAAUAACAAACAUUUUCUAUGAGAAAAUUCAAACCUAGAAUGGCAGUAUAUUGACAUUUGUAUGUAUAAAAAAACAACCAAAUGUAGCAGCAAAUAACAGGAGAAAAGCAUCGAUUUAAUCCAUUACCUUUUUUAAAGUUUUUUUUAACCACAUAGCUGGGAUUUAUUUUCUAUAGCAGCGGAAUACAAGGAGUGUUUUUCUCCUACUCUCUAUCCUUAAAGAACAAUCAGAAACCUAAUUGACAGGGUCCCUACGCAGUUCGCAAAUCCAAGUCAAAGUUUAAAUUUGAGGAUGGCAAUGUGUUCACUUUCAUGUCAAAAACGCCCUCUUCUGUCCUGUGCAGGAACCCUGUCUUGAACUCUACAGCACUGAGACACAGCUUGCUGUUGAGCUGUCACCCUUUUUGCCACUUUCUUUCUUCUCCACUGUCUGUCCUCUGCUCUCCACUCUGAGACAUCCCCCUAGGAAACGCAGCCCACAUAUUUUAGGUUUGUGCAAAAUCAUGUCAAUAGUCUCAACACUUCUCUCUCUAUUGUAAGUUUCAUCCCACAAGCAGUAUUUGAAGUAAGGUGGAGGAAUGGAGCAGAUGUUGUCCUGGCAAAUUAGAUUCAGACUGUAGUAUUAAAAUAUUUCUCAUUGGCAGGGCUCCUCUUCAGCCGGUUAAGUUAAGCAUCAGCAAACAGAGCCAUGGUUAGUUAGCAAACCAAAAACGCAACCUAAAAAUAAAUAUGUUUUGCUAUAUAAAAAUAAAGUAUUAUUUUAAGUAUAAAAAUAAUACUUCUUUUUACUUUACACUCUGGACCUUCAGUUUUUGGCUCUGCAUGCAAGAGGUUUAACUUGAACUAUGGCGGGUCUUUAGGUGUGUGAAACAUUUACUUCUGUGAGACUCAUGUGGGUGUCAAGCAGCAUUCGUUUCUGCCAUACGGCUCAAUUCCUUUGUCCCAAUGAAUCUGUCCCAGGUGCAGCUGUAUGCAGAUGUUGUUCUGACUCUCCCAUCACUAAAAGACUCCUGAUGAACCCUCUUUCUAUUUCCAUGUUGUUUUACAAGUGUAAUCACUGUGAUUUCUUUAAACAAGCCAGCGGGGCUGACCAAAAGUGCUUUUUUU